UGCCCUUGGGGCUCCGUGUCCUGUGGGCUCUUCCUCGGUCAGCAUCCGGGGAAAAUGGCGGCUGCUGCAGCCAGGGUCUGGCUGCGCGGGCUCGUGGGAGCCGCGGCGCUGGCCAGGGGGGCCGGGCGACCCUCGGUGCUGCUGCUGCCGGUGAGGAAGGAGAGCGCCGCGGCCGACACGCGCCCUACUGUCAGGCCAAAAAAUGACCUGGUCCACAAGCAGCUCUCAGCUUUUGGAGAGUACAUCGCUGAAAUCCUGCCCAAGUAUGUCCAACAAGUUCAGGUGUCCUGCUUCAAUGAGCUAGAGAUCUGCAUCCAUCCUGACGGAGUCAUCCCCGUGCUGACUUUCCUCAGGGAUCACACCAACGCACAGUUCAAAUCCUUGGCUGACUUGACAGCAGUGGACAUCCCAACGCGGCAGAACCGUUUUGAGAUUGUCUACAACCUGCUCUCUCUGCGCUUCAACUCACGGAUCCGUGUGAAGACCUACACAGAUGAGCUGACGCCUGUUGAGUCCGCUGUCUCUGUGCACAAAGCAGCCAACUGGUAUGAGAGGGAGAUCUGGGACAUGUUUGGAGUCUUCUUCGCCAACCACCCUGACCUAAGAAGGAUUCUGACAGAUUAUGGCUUUGAGGGACAUCCUUUCCGGAAAGAUUUCCCCCUCUCUGGCUAUGUUGAGUUACGCUACGAUGAUGAGGUGAAGCGUGUGGUGGCCGAGCCACUGGAGUUGGCCCAAGAGUUCCGCAAAUUUGACCUGAACAGCCCCUGGGAGGCUUUCCCUGCCUAUCGCCAGCCCCCUGAGAGUCUUAAGCUUGAAGCCGGAGACAAGAAGCCUGAAGCCAAGUAGCUCCUGGGAGGCGUGUGGAACCUGGAAAGUGCUUUAUCUAUAAAUGAGUGUCUGUAAAUAAAUUCCUACUUAGUCUCAUCA
Tupaia belangeri chinensis (Chinese tree shrew) is the source of this 927-nucleotide messenger RNA. RefSeq names its product NADH:ubiquinone oxidoreductase core subunit S3 (gene NDUFS3). Gene Ontology annotation, molecular function: NADH dehydrogenase (ubiquinone) activity. Gene Ontology annotation, cellular component: respiratory chain complex I. The transcript has 7 exons. The record is from RefSeq and is a predicted model, not a curated record. NCBI's taxonomy places the organism in Eukaryota, Metazoa, Chordata, Mammalia, Scandentia, Tupaiidae. The coding region runs from base 55 to 846 and encodes 263 amino acids.